Molecule: messenger RNA, 360 nt
Organism: Cyclocybe aegerita
Lineage: Eukaryota; Fungi; Basidiomycota; Agaricomycetes; Agaricales; Hemipholiotaceae
Source: the annotation of a GenBank genome assembly
AUGCCCCGUCUCGCCCCAGCACUCCUCCGCGCCGUCCUCCGUCCUCCACCCCUGCCAGUCAGACACGCAGCGGGCAUCCUCGCAAGGCUCACACCCCGCCAAGCAGCGCCCCAACUCCCCGCUCUCUUCCGCAUACCACGCGUCGUCGCGCCAACACCAAGCCCACUCUACCAGCUCGCAGUCCGCUUCGCCGCCCGUGGAACAGAAUACCAGCCCUCUCAGCGAAAACGCAAGCGCAAGCACGGCUUCCUAGCUCGGAAACGCACUGUCGGCGGUCGUAGAAUCCUCAGUCGCCGUAUGGCAAAAGGCAGAAAAUAUCUUUCACAUGUCUACUACAACAUCCCCGACACCAAUAAAUAA